UCAAAUUUUAAAUAAAAGCAAAUUGGAAAAUCAAAACGUCACAUGCUAUACCCAAGUAGGGGAGGGGUAUUUUGCAAUUCAUUYYCACCCAGGAGAGGGGUYUGGCAUUGGCAACGCGUUCACAAGCAAACAAAAUGGCGGACGCGAACUUGUAGAUCGAUCGUUUUCGUUAAAUGGGAUUUAGAGUGUUUGGAGACUGAGUUUAAGUGAACUUAUGGUCUUUUACUGUAAAAGUCUUCUCGACUGCAGUCUAUUGUCAUCUAAUCCAAGAGUCUAACAUCCAGGAAGCAGUGAAAAUUAUACAUUAAGCUAACAUCUCCAUCCUGUCGAGACAAUGUUUCAGAGAACUACUGAAUUUCCCUAGCAACGGAUAUGUCAGUACACCCUUAAGGAUUCUGCACAAAUUAUCUGAUAUGCAAUGGAAGACCUUCAUGUAACUUAAUAUGGUUGGACUAAAACAAUCAAGAAUGCUUUCCUAAAAUAAAAUAUAAACAUGGAAAUAUAUAACAGUUAACUGCUCUGUGAGACUAGAAGAUUGUUAAAGCUGCUGCUACAUGGAACAAAGUAAUGGUUCUCUUUAUGGUGCACUACAGAUUUCUCUUAAAUCAUCUAAAAAAUCGUCAAGCCCAAGUAGUCUAAAGCUCGAGACGAUCGGACAGGGAUCGGAACUCCCAACUCAUUUCGCGCCAAUUUGUCACGUGAUACAAUCUUAUUUGGAGACUAGCGCGCGAGCGCGCGCUCUGAGAGAAGUUGUAUCAGUCAUGGACGAUAUAGAUCCUGAUUAUGUAAGAAAUCUCGUACUGAACAUGAAAUGGUCACACGCAAAGAUAAGCGAAGAGCUGCAAAGACAAUUUCCAAAUGUAAGAGGUUUAAGUGAGAUGAGUGUUAGAAGAUUUUGUUCCAAACACAAAAUCCACAGGACUACCAAGAUAAGUGAUGGAGAGCUUGACGUUGCUAUUUUUAAUGCCGUAUCGAAGGUUGGUCCGACAUACGGAAGAAAAAUGAUAAAAGGGAAGCUAGAAGUGGAAAAUAUAAGAGUUCACGACAAACGGAUUUCUGCAUCUUUAGCAAGAGUAACACCGGGCUAUCAGCAGCUUAGAAGGCAAAACACUGCAAGACAAGUCAAUCUUUUACCCUAUAAUGCUCAUUAUUUUGGGCACAAAGUUCAUUACGAUCAAAAUGAGAAGCUGGUGAUGUAUGGCUGUACCAGCGUGAUGGCUGUAGAUGGGUAUAGCAACACCAUUUUAGGAAUUGCAACAAUGCCAAUAAAAAACAACCUAGAGAUAUACCGAUGUCUUUAUAGGCCUAUCACCAUWCAGUAUGGCCUUUGGGACCAAUUACGAGUAGAUUGUGGGAAAGAAUUCUACUUGAUACUUUAUAUUCAAGAAAACUUGGCUAACUUUCGGUACAACACAUUGAGAGCACCAUAUAUACAAACUACAUCAACAAUGGUGAGUUUAAUUUAUGUCCUAAUUACUUUUUAAGAGGGUCCAGA
Molecule: messenger RNA, 1495 nt
Organism: Exaiptasia diaphana
Lineage: Eukaryota; Metazoa; Cnidaria; Anthozoa; Actiniaria; Aiptasiidae
Exons: 5
Coding region: 555-1484 (309 amino acids)
Source: RefSeq, a predicted model, not a curated record